This is a messenger RNA of Ipomoea triloba (trilobed morning glory), 1779 nucleotides long. RefSeq names its product pectinesterase 2-like. Gene Ontology annotation, molecular function: pectinesterase inhibitor activity; pectinesterase activity. The record is from RefSeq and is a predicted model, not a curated record. NCBI's taxonomy places the organism in Eukaryota, Viridiplantae, Streptophyta, Magnoliopsida, Solanales, Convolvulaceae. The coding region runs from base 25 to 1593 and encodes 522 amino acids. Gene Ontology annotation, biological process: cell wall modification. The transcript is spliced from 2 exons.
UAUAUCAUAUACUACCAACUGAAAAUGACGAAUCUCCAGUUUCUAUUUGCUAGUUCAUUCCUAGCCAUUUUCAUUUUCACGGCGGUUUCCGGCUACUCUCCGGCCGAGAUAAAAUCUUGGUGUAGCCAAACUCCGUACCCACAACCAUGCGAGUACUACUUGUCUCGAAGUUACAAUAAUGGCGGGCAGAUUAAGGAUAAAUCGGAUUUCUUAAAAGUCGCCAAGAAUUUGGCGUUGCAAUAUGCCAAGAGCGCUAAAGAUAACACGUACUCGCUUGGCACAAAAUGCCGUAGCGGUCGUGAAAAGGCGGCGUGGGAGGAUUGUUUGGAGCUGUACGAGAAUAUGGUUCAGAAAAUCGACACCACCAUCGAUCCCAACGUUAAGUGUUCGUCGGCGGACGCACAGACGUGGCUCAGCACGGCUCUGACCAACCUCGAGACGUGUCGGGCCGGGUUCGUUGACCUCGGCGUCACCGGUAACAUUUUACCGGCGGUGACGUCAAAUAACGUGUCGUAUUUGAUCAGCAACAGUUUAGCCCUUAACAAAGGGUUCACUGCAACCAACAACGAGGCAACAGGAUACACUGAAGGUUUUCCUAAUUGGGUUAGACCCGGUGACCGAAAACUCUUGCAGUCGUCCGCGGCUUCUAAGGCUAAUAUUGUGGUGGCCCAGGAUGGGUCCGGGAACUAUAAGACGGUGACGGAAGCUGUGAAUGCUGCGGCAAAGAGAAGUGGGAGUGGGAGAUAUGUGAUAUAUGUGAAGUCAGGAGUGUACAAGGAAAACGUGAAUAUUGGUUCCGGCGUGAAGAAUAUCAUGUUGGUUGGUGACGGAAUUGGGAAGACAAUUAUCACCGGCAGCCAAAGCGUCGGAGGCGGCACCACCACCUUCAAAUCAGCCACUGUCGCUGUGGUUGGAGAUGGAUUUAUCGCUCAAGGCAUAACAUUCCGAAACACCGCCGGAGCAGCAAACCACCAGGCAGUGGCGCUCCGGUCCGGUUCCGAUCUCUCAGUGUUCUACCAAUGCAGCUUCGAGGGCUAUCAAGACACUCUCUACGUCUACUCCGACAGACAAUUCUACAGAGAAUGCGACAUCUACGGCACUGUAGACUUCAUCUUCGGUAACGCAGCCGUCGUCUUCCAAAACUGCAACAUUUAUGCCCGAAACCCACCAAACAAAACCAACACCAUCACCGCCCAAGGCCGGACCGACCCGAACCAGAACACCGGAAUAUCAAUCCACAACUGCAAAGUCACAGCCGCCUCGGACCUCAAAGGCUCUCUAGGCUCCGUCAAAACCUACUUGGGGCGGCCGUGGAAGGAAUAUUCUAGAACAGUCUUCAUGAAAUCGUCCCUCGAUAGCUUGAUCGAUCCGGCGGGUUGGUUGCCGUGGGAUGGGAGUUUCGCGCUAAAUACAUUGUACUACGGCGAGUACUCGAACACCGGAGCCGGGGCUUCCACGGCCAACCGGGUGAAAUGGGGCGGUUAUCAUGUGAUCACUAGUGCAACGGAGGCGUCAAAGUUCACCGUCGGAAAUUUCAUCGCCGGCGGCUCUUGGUUACCCGCCACAAAUGUGCCUUUCACUUCUGGCCUCUAAUUUGUUCAUUCAUCGCUAUAGUAGUGGAAUUGGGAUUAUUAUCAAUUAAAUUUAUAGAAUAAUGCUUUUAAAAUAAUAAUAAUAAUAAUAGUAUAUAAUUAAAAGGAAGCAUAUAUAUAUCAGAUUGUAUUGUAGUCAAUUAAAUUGACAUUGAUUGUAUUAUUAUAUUGUCCAUUGUCAUUCUAA